UUCGGGUUGCAGUAUCUGUUUCACUGCAACAACAUGCAAGAUUGCAAGUGCGAUUUAUGCCGGUGUUGUUGUUAUCGUUAUCAAUUCGUUCAUCGUUUUGGAACUAAAAUUAUUCUGUUUGGCACAUGGCGUAUUCGUUCAGUAAUUGAUUUGCUUCGUUGAUUAAUUUAAAAAAAAUACCUUCUAUAUUUACCAAUAACUCAAGUCUUCUUUGAUAUUUUCCUUCUUACAUGAAGGUAUUGAAACUUGUGAACACCUUGUAGCAGGCACCACCAAAACGAACAACGGUAUUUCAAAGUCGUGAGCGUCGAAAAUUCUACCGAAAUAUUUUUUCAACUACUGGCUUCCUAGCGUCAUUUUGAGUGAUAUCACUUCUCUAUGUUCUAUGAGUCGAUUUGAUUUGAGUUGAAUAAGAUUUUCCAAUAAAGUUGGAUUUAUUUUUAUUAUAUCUUCGCAUAUACCGAAUCAAGAAUAGAAAAUGACCGAAACUACGUCCAGAGUUUACGAUCUGAUUUAUCCGAGUCCUGUAACACUGAAAGAAAUCUCCACUAUCUCACUGGUUGUGGAAUUAUGACGUGAAGAAAUCGAACGUACUGAAAUUAAAACUCAUCCGAAAGAAUUAGAUUUAGCCAUUGACGUUAUACAUCUGGAUUUAGCUAAAGAUAUUCCGUUGAAAGAGAUAAUUUCCAAUGUUCCAUCGGCGAUUUACGAUUUACUGGACGAAUACAUCGCCAAGUUCAGAUUAUCAAUUUCGCGAUGGAUGGAAUAUCAUCACAAACACGUAUUCGAUUCUCAUUACGAUAGUUACACUAAGGCGUUGAUCAAUUUCCAUGAUUUUGUAUGGGACUGGAAUGGUGUUAUUGAGUACGUUCGAACGGCCAAACGAAUGAUGCUGUGUGAUCGACUCACCGUUGAUGAGAAAUUCAAGAUCGCUUGUUUGUAUUGCUUCGAAGAUGAUAUUAUACGAAUUUGGCCACUUCUCGGCUCGAAGAACAUAUUACAGUUGACUCAAAUCAAUCACGAGUAUAUUCGAUGCCCACUGCUGAACUACUGGAUUUGCUAUCUAAGAAACGAACUAGACAAAGUACCCAAUUCUCUUCAUUAUGAACCAAUGCCAAUCGAUGAGAGGAUGCUUGAAGAAUGGUCUGGAUACAACUAUUCUCUUGUUGUACAUUUUUGGAACAGAAUACCCUACGGAAGACAGUCACAAGCAGGCUUCUAUUUACCUUUUGAAGGUGCCAGUUUGUACGCUAGGUACAUUUUACCAAAAUUCGACGAUUUCCAACUUGAAAAAUUUCUCGCUGAAAAAGGUGUUGAUUUCAUGGUUUAUUUGCUGAGCUAUAACCGGGAAAAAAUGUACGUUCUCUCUACGUGGAUGUACAUUAGAAACAAAAUGAACGGAAGUCGUUUCAUCCGAUUAAUCGAGGAACUGCUAGAAAACGAGACCAAUCUAUUUAUCAUUAAGGAACGAUUGAAUUCCAACGAUGAAGUUUCUUUAUGCUGCGAAGUAUGGAAAAAUUCCCUUGAGAAUUUGAAACGAUUAGCAUUGAAUAAUGUACUGUCAAAUGAAGAAUUGUUCAACCGAAGGCUUCAAAAGCCAUCUCAACCUAGAGAAAUGAGAUUCCUAAUCACAAUUCUGUUAGAUGCGAGUUACGAACAAAGACACAAAUGUUGGUGCGAAAAUUGGCUUAAUUUGAUCUCCGGUGCUCGUGUCGAUGAUCUACUGGGAGUAAUGAAGUUAUGUUUCCGGAACGAAAACGACAUAACCUCGUUUAAAGAGCAAUAUAUGUCUAAAUACGAAAACAUCGGCCCAUAUUGCGUCCAGUUGUUGGAACACGGAUGUUUUAAAGAAUUGAGCGAAUUUUUGACUUUUUGUUGUUCGGAUCGGAAUUUAGUAACUGAGUUGAAACAGCAACUAUUGAGGUCAAAUUUUCUCGGCGAAGAUUCUAUUCUGCGGUUCGGUGUUUUCUGUAAACAUACUGAACAGUUGAAUGCGUUCGUCGAAGAUGCUUUUGAAGACGUCGAUCUUCGUAUUGAAUUCAAAAAUCAAUUCGUUUCAUCGCCCGUAACUGAAGACCACUUAUUCGAUUGUAUUCGCUUGGGUUCCUUCGAUUGUGCGAUACAAUUCGUUGAAAUAUUUGUACCGGAGGAACGAGCUGUUAAUGUUUUGAAGCAACGUUUAUUGAAUAAUUUCAACGCGCGUCUAGUCUCUGGUGAUAUUCGGAACUUGCAGGUUGAUAAUUUACAAAAAUUUCUCGUCUGGUUGUUGGGUAGCGAAGAUGAGAUCGGUAAAUUCAAGCAGUCGUUAUCAGUAGGUGAUAUUUUUUGUAAUAUGGUACAGUUUAAGUCGGAACGCGGGGCAAUCGAACUAAUGGAAGAAUGGACUCAAGAUGACGAAUCAAUGGAUGUUUUUUUGACGUGGUAUUUUAAUGAUAAUGGUGAAGAGAUUCGAAAAAUUAAGAAACUGUAUGCUGAUAAGUUGAAGGUGUUUGGUUUUCGAGAAUAGGGUAGUUUCUUGAAACUUUUCUCGUGUUCAAAUUACCAAGAUAAAAGUUACGUUUAAUCUUUUAUAAAAGACUGUUGCAUUUUUUCAUGUUUUUAUUAUUGAUAUUCAGUACUGAAAUUAAGUGUUUAUUGUUUUUAUCAAGUUGUAAUGAUGAUUUUAUUAUUUGAAUUAAGUAAACCCGUUGAGUUAUUGACUAC
Messenger RNA from Planococcus citri (citrus mealybug), 2703 nucleotides. RefSeq lists its product as uncharacterized. Bases 761 to 2506 code for a protein of 581 amino acids. NCBI's taxonomy places the organism in Eukaryota, Metazoa, Arthropoda, Insecta, Hemiptera, Pseudococcidae. The transcript is spliced from 3 exons. The record is from RefSeq and is a predicted model, not a curated record.